This is a messenger RNA of Apiotrichum porosum, 2055 nucleotides long. RefSeq lists its product as uncharacterized. The transcript has 2 exons. NCBI's taxonomy places the organism in Eukaryota, Fungi, Basidiomycota, Tremellomycetes, Trichosporonales, Trichosporonaceae. Gene Ontology annotation, biological process: RNA 3'-end processing. Gene Ontology annotation, cellular component: nucleolus; TRAMP complex. Gene Ontology annotation, molecular function: poly(A) RNA polymerase activity; mRNA binding. The coding region runs from base 1 to 2055 and encodes 684 amino acids. The record is from RefSeq and is a predicted model, not a curated record.
AUGGAGGACGAAUCAUUCGAGGGCGACACCUCUGCCUUUGUCACAGGCGAUGACUUUAUUGGGUUUGACAUCCCAAGCGCUGGGCCCUCGCGCAGCCCUUCGCCCGAUGCCGCCUCAACUCGCCCUCCUUCCGCCAGUUCACCAAAGGGCAAGAGCCGAGCCUACGACCGCGAAGGCGAGGCGACCGACGCGUCGACCGACAAGCCCAAGAACCGUUCUGAGAAACGAAAGGAGAGCAAGCGUAAGGGAAAGGGCAAAGAGCCCGAACCCAAGCGUCCCAAGGUCGACGAGGGCGACCGUGUCGGUCCUCGCAACUUGAAAGAGGAGCGCAAGGCUGCCGAACGUGCCGCGCCGUGGGCCGAGGAUGUCGACUGGGAGGGAUGCACCAACCCUGCUGAAAUGCUCAACGACGAGAUCCACGCGUUCUACCGCCUCAUGUCUCCCACGCGUGGGGAAUACGAAGUGCGCAAGACCAUGAUUGAGCUCAUUUCAUACACGAUCCGCCGCGAGUGGCGAGACGCCGAGGUGUCUGCCUUUGGAUCAUGGCAGACCCAGAUGUACCUUCCGAUGGGCGACAUUGACCUGGUGGUCAGCAACCCGCGGUUCACCGAGAGCUCCAAGGUCAAGCUGCUACACGAGCUCGCACGCAUCAUCCGUCACAGCGGUAUCACCAACACGGUUGCGGCCAUCACAAGGGCAAGAGUCCCCAUUAUCAAGUUUGUGACGACGGACGGACACAUCAACGUCGACAUUUCGCUCAACCAGGGCAACGGCGUGUCUGCUGCCCAUAUCAUGACGCACUAUCUUGACGCGCUGCCGGGCGCGCGCGAGCUGAUUCUCGUUCUCAAGUCGUACCUCUCGCAGCGGUCCAUGAACGAGGUGUUCACUGGCGGUUUGGGAUCGUACUCUGCCAUUUGCCUGGUACUGUCUUUCCUGCAAACCCACCCCAAAGUGCGCAACAGCGAGAUUGACCCGCACCGCAACCUGGGUGUCCUGCUUGUCGAGUUCUUUGAGCUGUACGGCCGCAACUACAACUACGACGACGUCACCAUUGCGGUCCGUCGCGGUGGAGGCUACUGCACCAAGCGCAGCCGUGGAUGGAAUAACCACACGCAACCGUACCUUCUCUCGAUCCAGGACCCGCAAGACCCCGUCAAUGACGUUUCGAAAACGUCGUUUGGGAUUCGCCAGGUCAAGCUCACUUUGGCUGGGGCAUACGAGCUCCUCACUGCGCGCCUGUUUGAGGCCGCCGAGGUCAUUGCGACGCGUGCCAAAUCAAAGCGUGAUCGCGAGCCACUGGACCCGCAACAGAUGACCAUUCUCGGCAAGAUUAUGGGUGUCACAAAGGAGACCAACAAGUUUCGUCGCGAGAUCGAGUACCUCGCCACCAACCGGAUCCUGCAGCGUAAACUCGCCGACGCGAUUGCGAGGUAUGGCCCGAUCCGCGACGACGAAACGGUGCAUCCCAAGCACCGCGACACCACGUCUGCGCACCUCUCGUCGGCCAUUACGGGCGUGCGCUCGUCGUCGCCGGAUGCUUCGUUGCCCAGCGACGACGACGCCGCUGUCGGUGCCAUUCUCGUCGACGACGACGAAGACAACGACAUGGAUUCGUCAAACAGCGAGUUUGAGCUGUCGAGCAUUAGCGGGAUGGACGAGCCCCUCCCGCGCCCCGGCAAGAACAGGUACAUGAGCGUCAGCGAGGACGAGGUCGAGGAGUCGCGCUACGAGAUCGCCACCAACAAAAGGGUGAACGCCAAUGGCAACGGCAAGAGCCAGGCCAAUGGCAAUGGCCAUGCCAGCAGCAGCAGCAACCGCGCGGCGUCGGUGCCCGCUACCAAACCCUCGCGCGAACCCACGCCGAGGUUAUCCAAGUCCAAACCCGCGUCGCGUAUCCCAUCCCCACAGGCCGGUGCCACGGCCGCCGACGCGCCAUCGCCGCGCGACAGGGCUGCCGAGCGCGAAAGGCUCAAGCGCAAGCAGCACGAGAGGAAGGCGUUUUGGGCCUCCAAGGGCGUGCUGGAGGCGAGCGAAGAGUCCGAGGGGAGCGAGUAG